Molecule: messenger RNA, 3255 nt
Organism: Etheostoma spectabile (orangethroat darter)
Lineage: Eukaryota; Metazoa; Chordata; Actinopteri; Perciformes; Percidae
Gene: aqp7
Product: aquaporin 7
Exons: 6
Coding region: 274-1206 (310 amino acids)
Biological process (GO): water transport; glycerol transmembrane transport
Cellular component (GO): basolateral plasma membrane; plasma membrane
Molecular function (GO): glycerol channel activity; water channel activity; urea transmembrane transporter activity
Source: RefSeq, a predicted model, not a curated record
GUGUGUGAACAUAUCUGGGAGGAGGGGCCUCGGUUAAGGCUAUAAAUAGGGGACAAAUCCUAAAGAGAGGGAGACACACAAAGAAAGUACAGUGGAAAGAGGAAAAGAGGCGGAAACUGAAAAUUGCCAGAAAUACUUUUUUAUUGUGGAAAACUUUGUGACAUGUGAGGAGGCACCACAUAGAUUCUUCGAGGGAGACAGUGUCUUUAUUUUUGCUAGAUUAGAGAAUAAACCCUACAAAAGAAUAGGGGGUAAAGAAGAGAAGAAGACGAAAUGAAGAACUUGCAGUCAGUAGACAUAGGGGUCUCUCAGCAAAAACAACUCAACGUAUCUCAACCCAAAGUUUGGCUAACGAAUGAUCUUGUUCGUGUGGGACUCGCUGAAUCCCUUUGCACAUAUGUCAUGAUGGUGCUUGGCCUGGGGUCUGUGGCCCAGGUAGUGACAGGACAGGGAGAGUUUGGACAGUACCUCAGCAUCAACCUGGGUUUUGGCCUGGGUGUUGCUAUGGGGGUUCAUGUUGGAGGGAAGGUCUCAGGGGCUCAUAUGAAUGCAGCAGUGUCAUUCACAAUGUGCACUUUUGGCCGCCUCGGGUGGAAGAUGCUGCCUCUCUAUGUUUUUGCGCAGCUAUUGGGGUCAUUUCUGGCGGCAGGGACAAUUUAUGCUGUCUAUUAUGAAGCCAUAUAUGACUAUUGUGGAGGAAACCUGACUGUAACAGGUGUAAAGGCCACAGCUGGGAUUUUUGCCACCUAUCCUGCGCCUUACCUCUCCUUGCUGGGUGGAUUCAUUGAUCAGGUGUUUGGCACAGCUAUGCUGCUGCUGUGCUUGAUGGCUCUGUCUGACCAGAAGAACAAACCGGCUGCAGCGGGAAGCGAGCCUGUCGCAGUUGGUCUCCUGGUGCUGCUCAUUGGCCUUUCUCUGGGAAGCAACAGCGGUUAUGCUAUCAACCCCACCAGAGACAUCGCACCCAGAGUCUUUACUGCCAUAGCAGGCUGGGGUGCUGACGUGUUCAGGUCUGGAAAUGGGUGGUGGUGGGUGCCCCUAGUUGCCCCCCCCAUUGGAGGAGUAUUGGGUGCGGGGCUAUACAGGGUCUUGGUGGAAAUGCACCACCCUCCCCCCUCUGAACACGAUCACGGGAUGGUGGAUAAAUUUGAAGAGACUGCCCCUCUGGGGAAACAGGGAAACAUCUGUGCUAAUAUAUGCGUCUGAGGCCCCGACCAGCCUUUAAAGCUAUUUGGGCAUCUGUAUGCAGUUGAAACAUUCAAUGAUGACAGAAGAUGGACAGAAGGACUUUCACAAUAAGAGAGACUGAUUCAAAUAAGGUUUUAAAUAUCUCAAGCAAUUUUGAAAUGAUGUGUCUGUUUAUAACUAUUGUCAUCAAGCUUAGUUACUCAACUGCAGUUUAUGCACUUGUAAGUGACUGCAACACAUCAUUUAUAAAAUACCAACACAAUUUAUAAAAUACAUAUUUUAAACUGUGACGCUGACAUCUAGGACUUAUUGGUCCAAUCCAUGCUAGUUAUACUAACUACAUAAGGGAAAAAAGGUUGAAAAAUAAGAGCUAUUUCUAUGCAUUGAAGAAAAUUCACGUCACAGCUUAUAUUUCAUGUUUAUUAUUGAGAGAAUAACAGCUGAUGUAACCUUGGAAGACACCAUAAAUAUCAUUCAUUAUAACAACAUGAGACCACUUACAUUAGCUUAGAAACUAGUGUAUGUAAAUAAAAGCAAACAGUCCCCAUUAAUUGCACUUAAAUAAACGUAUGUUUUGGAAAAUAAAAAAUAAACAAGAGUUGGCUAUUCACAGCUUGAAAGAGCAGCAGCACUACUAAAAGAUAAUAUACACAUUCAUCUUUUCAACAAUCCAGUUCACUGGAGCAACUAAAAAGUGUAAAUGUGUUUUGAUAAACCGUGUAGAAGUUCCAAAGUACUUCAACAAAAAAGUUAACGUGUAAAUCUGCUCAGCUGUAUCCUUUUGGUAUCAAGAGCCCUAAAUUUAUAAAGCUAGCACAUUUUUAUCUCUAAAGUGCUGAGAUAUAACCUUUUCACCGUUGUCAGAGCAGAUGUCAAUAGUCAAAGAAUCAUAUGCCUAGUCUAGCAUAUUUUUAUGAUUGUGAAGUUUACAUUCAAUGAGGCACUGCAGCAAUACAAUGGCCAGUGAGUAACUUACAUCACUGAAGUCUAGCUUGAUGGUUAUUUUCAGUCUUUGAUAAUGUAACACGUUACAUUUCAAGGUUCAAAAUUGAUUGCACUCUGAAGUCAUGGAACGUUUGAAGUUGAAGUUCUGGAGGUGUCAGAUAAAGCACUGUCAACACUGAUGCUUAGUAUUUUCAUUAACAUUUUCAGUUUCAAUCGUUUUCAAUUAUGAUCAAUUUCUUUUUGUGAUCAUUUGUUCACAACUAAAAACCGACAGCGUUAUUUUCAUUCUUCCAGUUUCAGUCACAUAAAUGUGUUAUUUAGCCAUUUUCACACUUCUUUUCAAAUUGUAUACAUUAUAUUAUUUUUGUAUGAUACACUAGAAUUUUAAUAUUUACAGCAACAGAAAAACAAGCCUAGUGGUAGUAACUAAAAAUACAAACUGUGUCCUUAUUGAGUAUUAGUAAGUAUUCAUUGAUUACAGCAGUGGUUCAAUUUUUUUUUUACUUUGUCAGGAUUAUUUGUCGAGCAUCGGAAGCACAGAAGUCAUUUUUACCAGGUGUCACUAGUUAACACUGUUAUGAUGCUUUGAAUAACAAAUCUAAUGGUCAUGCAGUAUGCUGGAAAAGAAAAAAUGAAUGUGAAUGGAUGAAAAAUUAUGAUUAGCAUUAUGUUUCUUGUGUUUUGAAAUGUAUGACAGGCCAACAUAAUGUCAUUUAACAGGUUGGGGGGAAAAAAAUCUCCUUGGGUGGAAACAUUCUCACCGCUUUCCCCCACUGUGUCUUCCUGUGCUGCCUUGGCUCUUUGCAGUGCUCCCUAAGCUGCACUGUGUGGACUGCUUCUUCUUGGGGAUGGGUAGCUUGGCUUUGCCUUUGAAGGCCUUUGUAGGAUCCAGCUUGUUGAGAUGGUAUUCUCCAGCAGGAUCAGCCGAGCUAAGUUCACUGCUAAAAGUCAGUGGCUGGUACAGUGAUGCCCACUGCUAUGGAGAGAACAAUAGGUAGAUAGUUUACAAUGCUGUUUAAAGUUAUGUAUUCUAAAAAAAAAAAAAAGACACACAAAAUAACCUGUACAAUGUCCUUUAGGAACUGAGUGUUACAGUGGGAAACUACAAUGAAACUGAAAAAC